Lachancea thermotolerans CBS 6340 is the source of this 1128-nucleotide messenger RNA. RefSeq names its product aldo/keto reductase. The record is from RefSeq and is a predicted model, not a curated record. The transcript has a single exon. Bases 1 to 1128 code for a protein of 375 amino acids. NCBI's taxonomy places the organism in Eukaryota, Fungi, Ascomycota, Saccharomycetes, Saccharomycetales, Saccharomycetaceae.
AUGUCUGAAUUAUUUGCCCCAGCACCAGAGCCUCCAACUGAGCUUGGAAGACUCCGCAUACUGUCAAAAAAUGCAGGUAUCCGAGUUUCUCCGCUUGUUCUUGGGGCGAUGUCUAUUGGUGACGCGUGGGAAGAGACUUUGGGCUCUAUGGACAAGCAGCGCUCUUUUGAGUUACUAGAUGCGUUCUACGAAGCGGGUGGCAACUUUAUCGACACUGCCAACAAUUACCAAAACGGGCAAUCUGAGGAAUGGAUAGGAGAGUGGAUGUCCUCGAGAAAAAUUCGUGAUCAGAUUGUUAUUGCCACUAAAUACACAAGUGACUACAAGGCAUACCAGAUCGGAAAGAACAAGAGCGCGAAUUUUAGCGGUAAUCACAGGCGUAGCUUGCAACUGAGCGUUCGCGACUCUCUUCGCAAGCUGCAAACAGACUGGAUUGACAUCCUCUACGUCCAUUGGUGGGACCAGAUGACUUCGAUCGAGGAAGUCAUGGACAGUCUUCAUGUUCUUGUUCAGCAGGGCAAAGUACUCUAUCUUGGUGUAUCAGACACUCCUGCGUGGGUAGUCUCUGCAGCAAACACAUAUGCUAGGGCUCAUGGUAAAACCCCUUUCAGUGUAUAUCAAGGCCGGUGGAACGUGAUGACAAGGGACUUUGAACGCGAAAUUAUACCUAUGGCAAGGACUUUUGGGAUGGCGCUCGUCCCCUGGGAUGUGUUGGGUGGCGGCCGGUUCCAAACGAAAAAGAGUUUGGAGGAAAAGAAGAACAACGGAGAAAACAUACGUACUUUUUUUGGUCCUGCAGACCAAACUCCAAACGAGAUCAAGGUCUGCGAAGCUUUGGAGAAGGUGGCGAAGGAGCAUAACACCGAAUCGAUUACCGCAAUUGCACUUGCCUACGUACGGUCAAAGACCAGCCGCGUAUACCCGCUCGUGGGAGGCAGAAAAACCGAACAUCUCAAGCAAAAUAUUGAAGCCUUAAGCAUCAAGCUAUCUCCAGAGCAGAUCAGUUUCCUUGAGAGCAUCGUUCCGUUUGAUCUCGGUUUUCCCAGCUCCUUUAUUGGCCCAGACCCCAAUGUUACGGGAGAAACUGGAUUUUUGACUGCUAUGUCGACCCAUCUUGCCUUUGACUAG